Molecule: messenger RNA, 1746 nt
Organism: Eremomyces bilateralis CBS 781.70
Lineage: Eukaryota; Fungi; Ascomycota; Dothideomycetes; Eremomycetales; Eremomycetaceae
Exons: 3
Coding region: 84-1673 (529 amino acids)
Source: RefSeq, a predicted model, not a curated record
AGAACAGCAACGACGCGCUCUAUUAUUAGUUGAUUUAAAGUGACCUCCCAUUCUACCAAUCGUGAUAUCUAGAAUGAGUCGAAAUGCCAUCUUUCUCUAUUUCUCCACCCCUGAAGCGUGUCGUCAAGCAUCUCCCUCGACCACUUCUGUCGCGAGUCACGGUUGAUCUUGACGAAGGACUUUAUACCACAGCUCUACCUCUCCUCCGUCAACUCCUCAUCUCCUCGCAAUCGCAUCCUCAAGCGUCCACACUCCCCGCAUAUAUCCCCCCGCCACAGCAUAUCGCUCUGCUCCUGACCCUUAUUGUCCACCCCCAAUACACAACACGCGCGGCAAAUCGCGACAACCUAUUAGUUUCCGUAUCCGCCCAAUCUCUACUAUGGGAGUACCUCGAAGUUGCGGGCGUCGGAGAUCUACAAUGGGACAAGGUGCUUCAAUUCUCGGGCCAAUCCCGUGGUGACGGUCGACUUGACCGUCGCCAAUUGCGGCGCAGUGGCGAGUUCAAAAAGCACCGGUCCGACCUCGACGGAGGGGUCACCGAGCAGGAAGAAGAGGAUGGACUGGGCAUGAUCGGAGACAAACAUCGACUGGCGAACGAGCAGAGCGUAUUCAAUCGCGCCGCGCAGUUCUGGGACGUGGUCGGAUGGGCGUUUUAUUGCUCGAUGGCAUGGAUGCAGAGGUGGGAAUACUGGCGGGGUUGGCUGGAGUUUGUGAUUGAGGUGCUGGAGAGGGAUUGGAACGCGAGGAAAAGGGCCAGCGCCGAGGCGACAGAUCAAGAGCGCAGGCUGGAUACAGCCGUCAUCGUGUCCUACCUCGAGGCUCUAGAAAAUCGAGCAGCAUGGCGAAGAGUGAUGAAGGCCAUUCUCGCGGAUGGCAGCGAUGACUGCCAAAAGGCCUUCAAAGAAGUGUGGAAGAACGAGACGAAAGAGAGGAAGAAUGAAUCCGACGCGAAGAAAUUCGAAAAGUUGAAGAAGAUCGAUAUUGAAAACGCAGAUUACGGGGACUACGAUGGCGACGAUGAGAAGCUGGCGGAUUCCCCUGAACCGGCUUCUGACAGUGAAACCAGCCAGGACACGGACAUGGAUGUUGACGAAGAGGAGGUGGACUACAUGCAAGAGUUGGGGGGUUAUGAAGCCGUCCAGCUACGGCAGCGACUUAUUGCUCUAAUAUGCGACGUACUUGACCAUGUAACUUUUCCCGCGUGGCGUCUCGACGAAAUGCUGGAUAUCAUCACCGAAUCUAUGCGCCCCCUCCCGAUUCCCCAAUACACUGUUCUUCUUCGAACCACGAAGUUGACGCCUCUACUCCACCGGGCUCUCCAUUUCGAUCUUCUAAUCCCUCAUAUGAUCAACAUCCCCAGAAAACUGAACGUCUUCAACGUCCCCACUUCGAUUUUCCUGGAGAAGUUCCUCUCAUGCUCAGCCAAUAGCUAUACCACUCCCGACAAUCUAAAGGUCAGCCUUGUGCUCGAGCGCUUGUUGAUAGAGUUGUUGGAGUCCGGCCAGGUGAAAUGCGACAAGCAGCUGCAGAAGGCCGUGGAUACGGGGAUUCGAGCGAGGAAUGAAAGAGCGCUCGGGGAAGGCAAAAAGCAGCUAAUCGAACUGGAUGGGAAAGCUGCCCUGCAGAUGAGUGCGGAAAGGCUGCGGUUACUCGUCGAAUUGGCGGUGGAAUGAAAAUGGGUGGACUGGCACGUUUAAAAGGUGUCAAACUUAUGUCAACCGGUUAUGUAUUUUAAGCGAGAUACCC